Messenger RNA from Pogoniulus pusillus (Red-fronted tinkerbird), 4228 nucleotides. It is a transcript of the gene LBR, whose product is annotated as lamin B receptor. NCBI's taxonomy places the organism in Eukaryota, Metazoa, Chordata, Aves, Piciformes, Lybiidae. Gene Ontology annotation, biological process: cholesterol biosynthetic process. Bases 106 to 1938 code for a protein of 610 amino acids. Gene Ontology annotation, molecular function: Delta14-sterol reductase activity. The record is from RefSeq and is a predicted model, not a curated record. Gene Ontology annotation, cellular component: nuclear inner membrane. The transcript has 14 exons.
UCCCCUUAACGCGGAGUGCCGCGCUCGGGCCCGGUUCCCGCCGCUCCACGGAAGCGCCUCCUGCCCGGCCCGGUGUGGGCGGGCGCCAGGGAUUCCUUUGGGAAAAUGCCGAGCCGGAAGUUUGCUGAUGGCGAGGUGGUGAUGGGCCGUUGGCCAGGAAGUGUCCUGUACUAUGAAGUACAAGUGUCUAGUUAUGAUGAUGUUGCUCAUCUUUAUACUGUUAAGUACAAAGAUGGGACUGAACUUGCAUUGAAAGAAAGUGACAUAAGGUCACUCUCAUCAUUCAAGCACAGGAAAAGCCAGUCCUCCUCGAGUUCUCCUUCCAGAAGAAGUAGUAGCAGAUCUCGAUCUCGAUCUAGAUCUCCUGGUCGGGCAGCAAGAGGCAGACGCCGUUCUUCUUCCCAAAGCAGAGAACAUAAAGAAGAUAAGAAGAAAACUGUUCAGGAAACCAGCUUAGUUCCACUGAAACCAAGUGAGAAUAACACCAGAAGCUACAACGGUGAACCUGAGAGUAAUGAAAGAAAUGACACAUCCUUCAUAUCAUUGGAACAAAAGUUCAAACCAGACCUGGAUAUAGAGCGAGUGCUUGAACAAUACAGCUUGCGUCCCAGAAAAGAGGAGAAGAAAAGAGAAGAGAUAUAUUCAGAGAAAAAGAUUUUUGAGACUAUAAAAACAAUUGAGAAAGCACCAUCAAAAACCAAGGAGCUGGAGUUUGGAGGAAGAAUUGGCACCUUCAUGAUGAUAUUUUUCCUGCCUGCUACUGUAUUCUACUUGCUUUUGGUGUGCAAACAAGAUGACCCCAGUAUUCUGAACUUCCCUCCUCCUCUCCCAGCGCUUGAAAGUCUUUGGGAAACUAGAGUGUUUGGUGUGUUUCUUCUGUGGUUUGCUCUUCAAGCUCUCUUUUACUUACUGCCAAUUGGAAAGGUUGUAGAAGGUUUGCCGCUUUCAAGUGGAAAGAAGCUGCAGUACCGGAUAAAUGGGUUUUAUGCUUUUAUCUUUACUGCUGCAAUAAUUGGAACUUUAUUAUACUUUCAACUUGAGCUUCAUUACUUGUAUGAUCACUUCAUGCAGUUUGCAGUGUCAGCUGCAGUAUUUUCUAUGGGGUUGAGCAUUUUUCUCUAUAUUCGGUCUCUGAAAGCACCUGAGGAAGAAUUAGCACCAAGUGGAAAUUCUGGGUAUUUGGUUUAUGAUUUUUUUAUUGGACAUGAAUUAAACCCUCGUAUUGGCAGUUUUGACCUCAAAUACUUCUGUGAGUUGCGUCCAGGAUUAAUUGGCUGGGUUGUUAUAAACCUGGCAAUGCUUCUGGCUGAGAUGAAGAUACACAAUUUAAGUAUGCCAUCACUGGCAAUGAUACUUGUGAAUAGCUUCCAGCUUCUCUACGUGGUGGAUGCUCUUUGGAAUGAGGAAGCUGUUUUAACUACAAUGGAUAUUACUCAUGAUGGAUUUGGAUUCAUGCUGGCAUUUGGAGAUCUGGUGUGGGUUCCCUUUGUCUACAGUCUUCAGGCCUUCUAUUUAGUUGGUCAUCCUACCACAAUUUCGUGGCCUGCUGCUGUUGCAAUUACUAUUCUGAACUGUAUUGGCUAUUACAUAUUCCGUAGUGCAAACUCUCAGAAAAACAAUUUCCGAAGGAAUCCAGCAGAUCCCAAGUUGGCCUAUCUGAAAUUUAUACCCACUGCAACUGGAAAAGGGCUUCUGGUCACGGGCUGGUGGGGUUUUGUUCGUCAUCCAAAUUACCUUGGUGACAUCAUCAUGGCUCUGGCAUGGUCUCUACCCUGUGGUUUUAGUCACAUUUUACCCUAUUUCUACGUGAUAUAUUUCAUCUGCUUGCUCGUUCAUAGAGAAGCUCGUGAUGAACAUCACUGUAAGCAAAAGUAUGGCUUGGCAUGGGAAAAGUAUUGCCAGCGUGUACCAUACCGCAUCUUCCCUUACAUCUACUAGAGCACUCCAGAUGCCUGAUUUGCAAAUUACUUCUAAAGUUAGUUUCUUUGCAAAUAAAAAUAUACCUCUUACCUUUGCACUUGGUCUAUUUGUUAUUUAGGCUUUUCUUUUUAAAAGGAGAAAAAAAAAACCCAAACCAACAGCAACCAACCAACAAAAAAGUGACCAAACAGUGGAGUGCAUCAGCAGGUAUCUGCGGAGUCAACUUAAACAUGAGUUAUGUGAACUGACUGUGACUUUAAUUUUGUUAAAAUUGUGAAUUUUAAUAUGUCUUGGAGCCCUAAUACUUCAAUUUUAUCUAGAAUCUUGAGUUUACAUUGUUUCUUUUUACUGCAUUUAUUAAGCACUGUGAUGUAAAUUAUGUUAUUUUUCUAAUACAAUGAAUACAGAAAUUCCAGUUCAGUUUUUUUUUGGGGGGUAUUGUACCAUCUAACUUCAGAUGUCUGACAUACUUGCCUGAAUUUGGAGUCUUUUUGGUCAGUGAAGCUAAAAACGAGAGAAUUUGCCUGUGCUACUGGCAAAGUGCACUGCAGCCCCAGGCCGGGAGGUAGCAGCUCACCUGAGUGUCCCCCUUCUGGCUUUUUUUUUGGUUGGGGAGGCUCAGGUGGCCCCUCCUGCCCUGCACCUGCAAGAGAGACCAAGGGAUGGGAUCAGAAGGAUCAUCCCCUUGUUCUCAAAGCAGUUUCAGCACCAGUUGAGGGGACUCUGAGCUGCCAUUUGGCAGUGCCCCUGACCAUGAAGAGUUCAGACUCCUGAAGGUAUAUGAUGCAAACACUGAGUUCAGCUGUGGGCAGAGCAGCGAACCCCAAUCCUGCAUCUGUCAUUAAAGACAGGGUAACAAAAGGUGUAGUGGACUUGUAUUUGACAGAAAGGAAUCAAAUGACCACAGCUGACUUCUUUGUAAAAUACCUUAUGUACCAUAGCAUUUCCCCACUGUGUAUAAUAAAGCCUUCACCUUUUUACUGUACAGUGUUUGGAUUUGAUAAUGCCAUAGCUUUUUUUUUUGUGUAGAAACAGGAGAAAUCAGCAGAUUCAAUCCAUUGCUUAAAAAAAAAAGUAACUUUAAAAAAAAAAAAAGUUAAUUUGGAUUAAGUUUUUUUUGUAAAUUGAUGUAUUCAUUCUGACAACAACUGAAGUGCUCCUUUAAAUAUUUGUAUCGACUCACAAAUUCAGGAGAUGCUCUCCUCGAUCCAAAGUUGAGUGUUUUAAUUUGGCAUUGCUACCUCAUCUGUAGGUUUUGCCUUUUGUACUGUUGCAGAUAGAGAAAAACAGCUAUUUUUUUGCUAUUGCUAUUUAAAACCAACGUUGUGGGGUUGUUUUUUUUUUUACAUGAGCCUGUGGUUAAACUCAACCACUUCCUAAUAUAUUUUUGUACAUACUUGACUUUUUUAACUGAUGUAUGUGUUGUAGUGGCUGUAGCUGCGUUGUCUAACUGGCUGUAAAUCAGAUGCCCUCGCAGUGUUUCCUUCCUAAGUAGGAUAACUUUAUGUUUUACUGAAAUAACCUUGCAUUAAUAACCCAGCUCUUGUCACAGCUGAGAACUUUUCAUAUGCUUCACACAUGAGGUUUUAUAGCACAAAAAAAGAAAGGCUUCAUAUAGUGCAGGUGUCACUAUUGACUGGCAGGAAGGUUCUUAAUCAAUCAGAAUGUUGCUGUUUUUCAUCAGUGAAUGCAAGUUCUGUAAAAGUGUUGAUGUAACUGAAAUCCAGCAGGUGUUUUUUUUUAAUGAGAGACCCCUCUAUUUUGUACACAGGCAUUUUUUAAACGAGAAUUGUACAUUUGAAGUGUAUAUAAUGUAGCUUGAUUGUGACAGUCUGCUCUAAAGGUCUGUUUGUUGGUGUUGUAAGGAAAAGUGCUUUAAGCCAAGUACUCGGAAGGAAAUCGCAGUGCCUGUAACCAGACUGAUUUGCUCCUGUGGUGUGGCAGGUUGAACUGGGAUGCUUGUUUUCAAUGGUUGCUCAAAGGAUUAGUGCAGAUUAGAGCAAUCAUUUUCAGUUUAAGAAUUAACACCAAUUUGCAGCUGGUGUUUUAAAAUGUACUGAAGCGGAGGCGGAUGGGACAGUUUUAGCUCCUCAGCCUUGUAAAACCAGGAGCUGCUCCUGCCAUCCCAGUUCUCUCUGUUACCACACCAGGUCCUUGACAUGUAAGUAGGAGCCCUUGUCUUUCACAAACGGAUCUUGAGCAACGACCACCUCAGUUUAUUUUUACACACUGAGUUUUAUGUGAAUUUGGUUUUGAAGUAAUUGUUUUUAAUGCGAUCAGCAAAAAUAAAGCUUCUGCUUAAACUCCA